AGAGAAACGGACGCCGUUCUCUCCCGCGGAAUUCAGGUUUACGGCCCUGUGGGUUCUCAGAGGCAAGUUCGGACCGUGUUGUUUUCUUCUCACGGAUCCUGCCCUUUCUUCCUGGAAAGAAGACAGCCUUGGGUCCCUAUUGUGGGGCUUUGAAGAGUCCAGGAGUGGGAAUUUGGAAUCGAGUGCAUUUUCUGACAUUUGAGUACAGUACCGAGGGGUUCUUUGGAGAAGAACCUGGUCCCAGAGGAGCUUGACUGACCUUAAAAAUGAGUACUGCAGAUGCACUUGAUGAUGAAAACACAUUUAAAAUCUUAGUUGCAACAGAUAUUCAUCUUGGAUUUAUGGAGAAAGAUGCAGUCAGAGGAAACGAUACGUUUGUAACACUCGAUGAAAUUUUAAGACUUGCCCAGGAAAAUGAAGUGGAUUUUAUUUUGUUAGGCGGUGAUCUUUUUCAUGAAAAUAAGCCCUCAAGGAAAACGUUACAUACCUGCCUCGAGUUAUUAAGAAAAUAUUGUAUGGGUGAUAGGCCUGUCCAGUUUGAAAUUCUCAGUGAUCAGUCAGUCAACUUUGGUUUUAGUAAGUUUCCAUGGGUGAACUAUCAAGAUGGCAACCUCAACAUUUCAAUUCCAGUGUUUAGUAUUCAUGGCAAUCAUGACGAUCCCACGGGGGCAGAUGCACUUUGCGCCCUGGACAUUUUAAGUUGUGCUGGAUUUUUAAAUCACUUUGGACGUUCAAUGUCUGUAGAGAAGAUAGACAUUAGUCCAGUUUUGCUUCAAAAAGGAAGCACAAAGAUUGCGCUAUAUGGUUUAGGAUCCAUUCCAGAUGAAAGGCUCUAUCGAAUGUUUGUCAAUAAAAAAGUAACAAUGUUGAGACCAAAAGAAGAUGAGAACUCUUGGUUUAACUUAUUUGUGAUUCAUCAGAACAGGAGUAAACAUGGAAGUACUAACUUCAUUCCAGAACAAUUUUUGGAUGACUUCAUUGAUCUUGUUAUCUGGGGCCAUGAACAUGAGUGUAAAAUAGCGCCAACCAAAAAUGAACAACAGCUGUUUUAUAUCUCACAACCGGGAAGCUCAGUGGUUACUUCUCUUUCCCCAGGAGAAGCUGUAAAGAAACAUGUUGGUUUGCUGCGUAUUAAAGGGAGGAAGAUGAAUAUGCAGAAAAUUCCUCUUCACACAGUGCGGCAGUUUUUCAUGGAGGAUAUUGUUCUGGCUAAUCAUCCAGAUAUUUUUAACCCAGAUAAUCCUAAAGUAACCCAAGCCAUACAAAGCUUCUGUUUGGAGAAGAUUGAAGAAAUGCUUGAAAAUGCUGAACGGGAACGUCUGGGUAAUUCUCGCCAGCCAGAGAAGCCUCUUGUACGACUGCGAGUGGACUAUAGUGGAGGCUUUGAACCUUUCAGUGUUCUUCGCUUUAGCCAGAAAUUUGUGGAUCGGGUAGCUAAUCCAAAAGACAUUAUCCAUUUUUUCAGGCAUAGAGAACAAAAGGAAAAAACAGGAGAAGAGAUAAACUUCGGGAAACUUAUCACAAAACCUUCAGAAGGAACAACUUUAAGGGUAGAAGAUCUUGUAAAACAGUAUUUUCAAACUGCAGAGAAGAAUGUGCAGCUCUCACUACUAACAGAAAGAGGGAUGGGUGAAGCAGUACAAGAAUUUGUGGACAAGGAGGAGAAAGAUGCCAUUGAGGAACUAGUGAAAUACCAGUUGGAAAAAACACAGCGAUUUCUUAAAGAACGUCAUAUUGAUGCCCUAGAGGACAAAAUCGAUGAGGAGGUACGUCGUUUCAGAGAAAGCAGACAAAAAAAUACUAAUGAAGAAGAUGAUGAAGUCCGUGAGGCGAUGACCAGGGCCAGAGCGCUCAGAUCUCAGUCAGAGGAGUCUGCUUCUGCCUUUAGUGCUGAUGACCUUAUGAGUAUAGAUUUAGCAGAACAGAUGGCUAAUGACUCUGAUGAUAGCAUCUCAGCAGCAACCAACAAAGGAAGAGGCCGAGGAAGAGGUCGAAGAGGCGGAAGAGGGCAGAAUUCAGCAUCAAGAGGAGGGUCUCAAAGAGGAAGAGCAGACACUGGUCUGGAGACUUCUACGCGUAGCAGGAACUCAAAGACUGCUGUGUCAGCAUCUAGAAAUAUGUCUAUUAUAGAUGCCUUUAAAUCUACAAGACAGCAGCCUUCCCGAAAUGUCACUACUAAGAAUUAUUCAGAGGUGAUUGAGGUAGAUGAAUCAGAUGAGGAAGAAGACAUUUUUCCUACCACUUCAAAGACAGAUCAAAGGUGGUCCAGCACAUCAUCCAGCAAAAUCAUGUCCCAGAGCCAAGUAUCAAAAGGGGUUGAUUUUGAAUCAAGUGAGGAUGACGAUGAUGAUCCUUUUAUGAACACUAGUUCUUUAAGAAGAAACAGAAGAUAAUACAUUUAAUGGCACUGAGAAACAUGCAAGAUAACAGGAGAAAUCAAAAUGUUACAAGCUAAGAGUUUACAGUUUAAGAUUUUAAGUAUUGUUUCCUGAGCAUGACUCCAUAAGUAAGAAAGUUCUAGCUCAAGGACAUAAACAAUAACAUUGAUUCACCUUGUUUUUUUAACCUGGUUGUUAUAGUAAGAGCUUUGUUUCAGUAUCAUUCUUGAGUAAAGAUUAAAAUAAAGCUACCAUUUUACAUUUCUGCUUCAUGAUCAAAAACUAUGUCAGUAUUUUAAUAUGGUUACAUUUAACCAAAGUUGAGGGAAAGAGCUUAUAAAAUUUAACUUCUUCGUAAUUUUAGUAAUUUCUUAGAGGUUCCAGGUUUCCUGAAAGUAAAACAAUUUAUGUGAACCUGUGCCUAAAUUCACUGUUUGUUACUAUGUAUGUUUUUUCCUAAUGCUUCUUAAAAGACUACCUAUUAGUUUGAACAGAUAUGUUCUUAUUUAAAAGAGUAGAAUAACCUGUCAGAAUUAUUGAGUUUUUUAUUCCAGUUGUAGCAAAGAUUUCAAAAGAUUAUGUUCCCAUUAAGUGGUAGUAAUUUCCUUUAUUAUUCUGUAUCCUUAAUGGUGUUCUCUCUCUCCUCCCCCCCCCCAUUUCCCCCUCUCCCUUUCUCCCUUUCUUUUUCUUCUCUUUCAUACAUAUGUGUGUGCCCAUUUCUAGGAGGAAAAGGGUUAAAAAUUGUUUUAAACUACAUCCUGAAAAUAUUAAAGAAUUUGUUUUAGGUAGCGUGGUCAGCUGAACCUUACAGUAAAGUAUAGAAAUGUAUUUAAUGUGGAAUGUCAAUUCCAGGAUUUCUCAUUAACAAUAUUUUAUCUUAACUUUGGUUCCUGUGAAACAUUUCUGAAUGGGUAAUUCCAGAUAUCUUAUUAGCUCAUGUUAAGUUUCUGUUUUUUACUUGUUUUCAGGGAGAGAUAAGAAUUAGACAUCUUCAGAUUUAAGUUAAAUAAUCCCAAUCUUCUUUAUAAUACUCUGUAAAAAGAUCCCUGAGAUUAUUCCUUCUUUUAGUCAUAUGCAACAGCUUUACUUUAAAAUUCUCUAAGGAAGUUAUAGAUCUUGGGAGUACAACAGCCCGACAUUUCUUCAUAGGUAGAAACAAAUACUUGACUCAUUGAUACUCAUGACCAUUAGAAUAGUCAUACCUGGAAUGUGUCAAAUUAUAAGAGACAGACGUUUGGUUAGUGGCUGCCUCAUAUAGCACUUUUGAAGAGGCCUAAGUCAAAACUUGCAAUAUAACAUUCUAUUGACUUUCUUAAAAAUAUUUUUUCUGUACCUAACUUGAGCAUAAGGGUUAUUUGCGCAAGUACCAUUAACUUAGUGGAAGGCAUUGUCCUGUGAAAUAUUCUCAGGCAGAUCUGCCCACAUCUUUAUUGCACUUGAAAUUUAAUAUUUCUAGUAUUUGAACAAAGCGGAGGGUUAAGUCAGGGGAGAGCAGUGCUGUCCAUGAGGGAAUGGAAGCUACCAGGGCAGGCAGUGUCUGGGUGAUGCCGUGCUACCUACGCCUGCACAAGCCAUGCUGGCUCAGACUGAGCUGUCGGCCACAUCAGCUAGUGGCUCUUCUCAUGCAUCAGUUAGGGGGGUCUGGAUGAGAGUAAUAGUGAGGGAAUGGUCACUAAAGUAUCCUGACAAGUUCCUAGGAAAAAAGGAAUAAGACUUUUUUCCUUUAAAAAAAAAAAAAAAUGCUCUUGGCUGUGAAAAGAGGUACUAAAUGUGAUUCACUUCACCACUAAGGAAAGUGAUGCCAUAGCAGUUACAGAGGGUGAAAAAUCUCUCCAACUAAUUCAGGUCAUUUUGUGAAUAGUAUGUAUCAAGCCCUGAAAAUAUGGUAAAUAAAACGUGACAGGGAAACCUUUCUUUGAUUGAAUAUUGUUACAUAGUUAAAUGUGCUAUAUAUCCUUAAUAUUUUAUAUUGAUGCUGCAAAUCAGUUGGUUUUGGAGGAGUUUCAUUUUUUGUUUCUGACAAUUUUCAGACCUGUUGGUAUAGGAGUGUAGAGGUCUUUCAGAUGAUUUGAAAGCGGCUGCAUUUGCUCUUGGAGGCUCUGGGAGAGCAGGAAUGAAAAUAUUCAGAGGAAAACAUCUGUAGGGAAUUCUUCUGUUGCUUACCAAAGAAUAAAUAUCUUUCUGAUGUUUUGUUUCCUGUCAUAAAAAUACAACAGUGCAUUUACAAGGUUAAAGAUUCCUCGAAGUUCUAGGAAAUUCUAGAAAAUAUAAGUGGUGCUUAGAAAAUUCAAGCAUUUAGGAAUGUGACCUUUUAAUUCAGGUACGUGAAAGACUUUUUUCCCCAAACUUUUAAAAGUAGGAAAUACAAUAAAUACAGAAAAGUCAUAUGGUUGAAUAAAUAAUUAUAAAGUGAGCACUGAUGGAAUCCCUAUACAGGUCAAGAAAUAGCGCACUGUCCUGGACCCCCAAUAUAUUGUUUUCUCCUUUCUGGGUAACCAGCCCUGACUUCUGUAAUUUAAAAGCUCCUACUUUUGCCACAAGGUGGUGCUUCUGCUAUUAGAUGCAGUUAGGAGGAUGCAACUGCAAAUCUAAAAUUAGGAAGUUAGUGUAGUUGCAAUAAACUUAGAACAUAUGCAUUAAUACUAAACCUAUACAGUAAUACCAUAAUUAGCCUUCUAAUCAUGUAAAUUGCUUUACUUAGGUAUUUCAUUUGGUUUAGCCUGUUAUGGAAUUUACCAGCUUGAUAAAUUUUGCAUAUCAAGGUUUAUAAAGAAAAGGAAUAUUUUAUGUUUUCAUAAAGAGAAAAAUCCAUUCUUAGAAAAAAACUGAGUUAAAAAGUAUCUCAUUGGGCUGGGCAUGGUGGCUCACGCCUUUAAUCCCAGCACUUUGGGAGGCCAAGGUGGGUAGAUCACCUGAGGUCAGGAGUUCGAGACCAGCCUGACCAACAUGGUGAAACCUCGUCUCUACUAAAAAUACAAAAAAUUAGCCAGGCAUGGUGGCAUGUGCCUGUAAUCCUAGCUACUCAGGAGGCUGAGGCAGGAGAAUCGCUUGAACCCAGGAGGCGGAGGUUGCAGUGAACCAAGAUUGCGCCAUUGCACUCCAGCCUGGGCAACAAGAGCGAAACUCAAUCUCAAAAAAAAAAAAAAUCUCAAUGUAAAAUAUCUUAUUUGGAAAUACAGAAUUUAAAAGCAACUUUCCCCCAAAGUAAUCUGAUGUCCUUUUUGUAUCUGUCAUAUAUUUAAUUCAUAGUAUUUUGUGUUUUUUUUAAAGCUAACUACCACUAAGAUCAUUAUAGAAGUUUGGUGUAAUAAAGAUUUGGGUUUUUCAGCCCAGUGAGUUUCCAUAUUCUUGAAUGAAAAAGAUCCACAUUUCAUCAUUUGCCUGUUUCAUUUUGUUUUAGUACUUUUGAACUUAGUUUGGUCAGAAAAUACUAGAAUUUUAGUGUGAUCUAAAGAACCAGCUUACAUAACUUGCUACUGCAAUGUACAUUUUUGUAUGUUUUUGGUGUGUCAGAUAACUGGAUCUGAUUUUAGCUCUUUUUAAGUGGUAAAAACAAUGCAUUUUUAUUCUUCAAAUUCAGACAUUGAAUAUAUAUUAAAAUGUGUAUGCUUACCUGUCAUCUUCUCCCUAUCAACAAUUAGGAACAUGUUUCUCCAAUUACUGUUGGCACGACUACCAAGAAAAAUUGUUGAAUUAGAACCCCAGCGCCGGGCAUGGUGGCUCAUGCCUGUGAUCCUAGCACUUUGGGAGGCCAAGGCAGGCGGAUCAUCUGUCAGGAGUUCAAGACCAGCCUGGCCAACAUGGUGAAACCCCAACUCUACUAAAAAGACAAAAAUUAGCCAGGCAUGGUGGUGGGUGCCUAUAAUCCCAACUACUCAGGAGGCUGAGGCAGGAGAAUCACUUGAACCUGAAGUUGGAGGUUGCAGUGAGCCAGUAUCACGCCAUUGCACUCCAACCUGAGCGACAGAGCAAGACUCUGUCUCAGUCAGUCAGUCAAUCAACAAGAACCCCAGAUUGUAUAGCUAUAUAUUUUAGUCCCCUUAUCAAAGUAUAUGUUCUCCUUGGUACUUAUUUUGAUAUUCUGAUUUUUCUACAUAUGCUUUAUCAACCUCUUAAUUAAACAUUCUUUGUCUAUUUUGAGAGAUAACUGCACUGCUUCCCAUUGUGUGUUUUAAAUGUUGUUGUUCAGUUUGAGUCAAAUAAAAGGAUAUUUAAUCUGUGGUGCCUUGA
This is a messenger RNA of Piliocolobus tephrosceles (Ugandan red Colobus), 6608 nucleotides long. It is a transcript of the gene MRE11, whose product is annotated as MRE11 double strand break repair nuclease. The record is from RefSeq and is a predicted model, not a curated record. Gene Ontology annotation, cellular component: site of double-strand break; Mre11 complex; nucleus. Gene Ontology annotation, molecular function: manganese ion binding; 3'-5'-DNA exonuclease activity; single-stranded DNA endonuclease activity. Bases 267 to 2393 code for a protein of 708 amino acids. Gene Ontology annotation, biological process: meiotic DNA double-strand break formation; double-strand break repair via homologous recombination; telomere maintenance. NCBI's taxonomy places the organism in Eukaryota, Metazoa, Chordata, Mammalia, Primates, Cercopithecidae. The transcript has 20 exons.